AUGUUCUUUGCACUUAGUAUUCUAUUUCUUACUACGAUAUCUUUCUCGUCCACUGGUAAAAUAGAUCAUUGGUCAGUAGGUAAUAUAAUUAUAACUAAUCCAACAAUACGCUUUCGACUUGAUAUCUAUUCGCCAACAACACCUGGUUCUUAUCCAGUUCUUAUUUAUUUACCUGGUCUAGCUGGUUUAGUACCUACAACAUGUUAUACAACAAUGGUAACAACAAUUGCUCAACAAAAUGUUAUUCUUAUAGGAAUUUCCAAAAUUGAAAAUAUAAAACCAGAAAAAAUCUCUAUACAUAUAGCUACUUUUCUUGAAUGGGUAAUGAAACCGAAUGAUGGUGCUACUCGUCUUUUUGCUGAACAUAAAGCAGUUAAAGAUGUUCUACCAAAUAUGGAUCGACUUGGUUUUCUAUCACAUUCAUCAGCUGCUCAUUCACUCGGUCAAUAUCUCAAUACAACAUGUGGUCCAUUAAAAUUAAUUAUUAUGAUGAAUCCUGUUGAUGGAAUUGAUCCAUUUGGUAUCGUACAGGAUUUUAUUACACAUCCUCCAACUCCACUUCCAUUUCGAACACCUACACUAAUAAUCAGUGCUGGUUUAGAUAAUGUCUCUAUUGGUAAGAAAACUCCAGCAUGUGCACCAAAUAAUAUUAGUAAUGAUCGAUGGUAUCGUUCAUUAUAUGGACCCACAUUUUUUAUUAAUCUAACAGACUAUGGUCAUGCUGAUAAUCUUGAUGAACCAUUUCAUGAAGCUAGUAAACUUAUGUGUACACCAUGCAAAGGUUCUAUUUGUCAUUUUUCUCAAUAUAAAACUGAUGAAGCAACAUUAAUUACAUCUUUUGUUCAUGCUAUAUUCAAUCGUGAUCUUCAACAACUUCAAAUUAUUAAAACUCCACAAAUUUAUCUUCAAAGUCAUGUUUUAAACAAAUAUGAUUUGCAUGGUUAUAACUAUACUUCUGGAGGACCGGGUGGUUUCUGUACCCAUGAUUAA
Messenger RNA from Adineta steineri, 990 nucleotides. The record is from the annotation of a GenBank genome assembly. NCBI's taxonomy places the organism in Eukaryota, Metazoa, Rotifera, Eurotatoria, Adinetida, Adinetidae.